Hippopotamus amphibius kiboko is the source of this 8406-nucleotide messenger RNA. It is a transcript of the gene KAT6A, whose product is annotated as lysine acetyltransferase 6A. The record is from RefSeq and is a predicted model, not a curated record. Gene Ontology annotation, molecular function: DNA binding; histone acetyltransferase activity. Gene Ontology annotation, cellular component: MOZ/MORF histone acetyltransferase complex; nucleosome. The transcript has 17 exons. Bases 454 to 6480 code for a protein of 2008 amino acids. Lineage: Eukaryota; Metazoa; Chordata; Mammalia; Artiodactyla; Hippopotamidae. Gene Ontology annotation, biological process: regulation of DNA-templated transcription; nucleosome assembly.
CCCCGCGGCUGUUCCGCCGCCUCGCCGCCCCUCCCCCCGGCCGGAGCUCACUGUCUCCAAGAUGGCGGCCGUGUCAGUUUGGGGCAUCUCCGCGGUCCGGCCCGGGGCCCCGGGAACCCGCCGCUCUCCCUCCCCGGCAUAAGAUGCACAUUUUUCUGUUGGGAAUGAGAUGUUCUUAAGUUCUUACAACUUUAUGAAGAGACCCAUGUGUGGUGCUAUUGAGAAAUUUGUUGGGAAGUUUGAAGACAUUUCAGAUAACAGGUUGUUUUGGUUUCUAAAGUAAAAGUGGGGAGGCACUCCGUUUUGUAAAAGGAGGAAGGACUCAGGCCAGAAAACUUGUAUGCUAUGGUUAACUGGUUCCCAGCCUCCGGGAAUGUUGUUUUCCAUGGUGUAAAACUUACUCAGCAUCAGGAUAAGGGAUAACGACUCUAUGGAUAUACAGAAUCCUUCAUCAUGGUAAAACUCGCCAACCCGCUGUAUACGGAGUGGAUUUUGGAGGCCAUCAAAAAAGUAAAGAAGCAAAAACAGCGUCCUUCAGAAGAAAGGAUAUGCAAUGCAGUGUCUUCAUCCCAUGGCUUGGAUCGUAAAACUGUUUUAGAACAAUUGGAGUUGAGUGUCAAAGAUGGAACAAUUUUGAAAGUCUCAAAUAAAGGACUCAAUUCCUAUAAAGAUCCUGAUAAUCCUGGGCGAAUAGCACUUCCUAAACCUCGAAACCAUGGAAAAUUGGAUAAUAAACAAAAUGUAGACUGGAAUAAACUGAUCAAGCGGGCAGUUGAGGGCUUGGCAGAGUCCGGUGGCUCAACUUUGAAAAGCAUUGAACGUUUUUUGAAAGGUCAAAAGGAUGUGUCUGCAUUAUUUGGAGGCGGUGCUGCCUCUGGCUUUCACCAGCAGUUACGAUUGGCUAUUAAACGCGCCGUUGGCCACGGCAGACUCCUUAAAGAUGGACCUCUUUAUCGGCUCAACACUAAAGCAGCCAGUGUGGAUGGGAAAGAGAGUUGUGAGUCUCUUUCCUCUUUACCUCCAGUGUCACUCCUUCCACAUGAAAAGGAUAAGCCGGUUGCUGAACCAAUCCCCAUCUGUAGUUUCUGUCUUGGUACAAAAGAACAAAACCGAGAAAAGAAGCCAGAGGAACUCAUCUCCUGUGCAGACUGUGGCAACAGUGGUCAUCCAUCCUGUUUAAAGUUUUCCUCCGAACUAACGGUUAGAGUGAAGGCCUUACGGUGGCAGUGCAUCGAGUGUAAAACGUGCAGCUCCUGUCGAGAUCAAGGCAAAAAUGCAGAUAACAUGCUCUUUUGUGAUUCCUGUGACCGAGGUUUUCACAUGGAGUGUUGUGAUCCGCCACUCACCCGGAUGCCAAAAGGCAUGUGGAUAUGUCAGAUAUGUCGACCUAGGAAAAAAGGACGAAAACUUCUGCAGAAGAAGGCGGCACAGAUAAAACGGCGCUAUGCUAAUCCAAUAGGACGUCCAAAAAACAGGUUAAAGAAACAAAACACGGUGUCAAAAGGUCCCUUCAGCAAAGUUCGAACAGGCCCUGGAAGGGGUCGGAAACGAAAAAUCACUCUCUCCAGCCAGUCAGCAUCAUCAUCAGAAGAAGGAUACCUAGAGCACAUAGAUGGCUUGGACUUCUGCAGAGACGGCAGUGUCCCCUUGAAGCUCAAUAAGAAAACCAAAGGGCUCAUCGAUGGCCUUACCAAAUUCUUUACCCCGUCCCCUGAUGGGCGGAAGCCCCGCGGGGAAGUGGUAGACUACUCUGAGCAAUACAGAGUCAGGAAAAAGGGCAGCAGGAAGGCGAGCACUUCAGAGUGGCCCACAGACAAUCAGGAUGGCUGGGAUGGCAAACAAGAAAGUGAGGAGCGGCUUUUUGGGAGCCAGGAAAUCAUGACUGAGAAAGAUAUGGAAUUAUUUCGUGAUAUCCAAGAACAAGCACUGCAGAAAGUUGGAGUGACUGGUCCCCCUGACCCACAAGUCCGCUGUCCCUCUGUUAUUGAGUUUGGGAAGUAUGAAAUUCACACCUGGUACUCGUCUCCAUAUCCUCAAGAGUACUCAAGGCUGCCUAAGUUGUAUCUCUGUGAAUUCUGUCUAAAAUAUAUGAAAAGUAGAACUAUUCUACAGCAGCACAUGAAGAAAUGUGGUUGGUUCCAUCCUCCUGCUAAUGAGAUUUAUAGAAAGAAUAACAUUUCUGUCUUUGAGGUUGAUGGGAAUGUGAGUACCAUUUAUUGUCAGAACCUGUGUCUCUUGGCAAAGUUGUUUCUUGACCACAAAACACUCUAUUAUGAUGUGGAGCCAUUUCUUUUUUAUGUACUAACUCAGAAUGAUGUCAAGGGCUGCCACCUCGUUGGCUACUUUUCUAAAGAAAAGCACUGUCAACAGAAAUAUAACGUUUCCUGUAUAAUGAUUCUUCCCCAGUACCAACGCAAGGGCUAUGGGAGGUUUCUCAUCGAUUUCAGUUAUUUGUUAUCAAAGCGCGAAGGCCAAGCAGGGUCUCCAGAGAAACCAUUAUCUGAUCUAGGUCGUCUUUCCUACAUGGCUUAUUGGAAAAGUGUAAUAUUGGAGUGCCUUUAUCACCAAAAUGACAAGCAAAUCAGCAUUAAGAAGUUAAGUAAGUUGACUGGAAUCUGCCCUCAAGACAUUACUUCCACACUCCACCACCUGCGGAUGCUGGACUUCCGGAGUGACCAAUUUGUGAUUAUUCGCCGGGAAAAACUUAUCCAGGAUCACAUGGCAAAGCUCCAGCUGAAUCUGCGGCCUGUGGAUGUAGACCCAGAGUGUUUGCGCUGGACUCCUGUCAUAGUCUCCAAUUCCGUCGUCUCGGAGGAAGAGGAGGAGGAGGAGGAAGAGGAGGAGGAGGAGGAGGAAGGAGAACAGGAAGAGCCUCAGAGCCAGGAAGGAGGAUUAGAGCCGAGUGUGGGAAAGUCGGCAUCUCGUGAGAACAAAGAACAAGAUUCUUAUUCUUCAGUGGAAAGUGAAAAGAAACCAGAAGUUACAGCACCAGCCAGUUCUACGCGUUUGAACAAACAGGUCCUUCCCCGUGACAGUCUUCCUGCCAAUAGUCAGCCGCCUCGGAGAGGCCGCUGGGGGAGGAAGAACAGAAAAGCCCAGGAACGCUUUGGUGACAAGGAUUCGAAACUGCUCUUGGAAGAGACAUCAGCUCCUCAGGAACAAUAUGGAGACUGUGAGGAAAAAUCAGAAACCUCCCAAGAACAGUACAUGGAAAGCGAGGAGCAGUUGGCAUCCUUGCAGGCGCAGCCGAGCCAGGACGGGAAGCCAGACAUUCCCAAAAGAAGACCCAGUGAGGGGCUCGAGCUCUGGCGAGGACCGCUGAAGAAAAGCCCUGAGCCUCUGAAGUGUGGGCUGCCUGAAGGCCACGACAGGCUGCCCCGGCGCUACAGUGAUGCACGCUAUGGCGACGGGGACAGGGCUCUCCUGCGGGGCUGCAGCGAGAGCAGUGAGGAGGAGGAGGAGCCCGAGAGCCCGCGGUCCAGCUCGCCCCCCGUCCUCACCAAGCCCACGCUGAAGCGGAAGAAACCAAUUCUUCACCGAAGAAGGAGAGUCCGGAAGCGCAAACACCACAACAGCAGUGUGGUCACGGAAACCAUUUCUGAGACCACGGAGGUCUUAGACGAGCCUUUUGAAGACUCAGACUCCGAGAGGCCGAUGCCAAGGCUAGAACCCACGUUUGAGAUUGAUGAGGAGGAAGAGGAAGAGGAUGAGAACGAGCUCUUCUCUCGAGGGUACUUCCGCCGCUUGUCCUCACAGGACGUUCUCAGGUGUCGCUCCGCUUCUAAGAGGAAGUCUAAAGAUGAAGACGAUGACGAAGAGUCAGAUGAUGCUGAUGACACUCCUAUCCUAAAGCCAGUAUCUCUCUUGAGAAAAUGUGAUGUGAAGGAUUCUCCACUUGAGCCAGAUACAUCCACGCCCAUGAAAAAGAAGAAAGGAUGGCCCAAGGGCAAGAGCCGCAAACCAGUCCACUGGAAGAAGAGACCUGGUCGCAAGCCAGGAUUUAAGUUGAGUCGGGAGAUGGUGCCCAUCUCAACUCAAGAGUGCGUUGUUGAGCCCGUUGUCCCCCUUCCUAAACCUGGACGUAAACCCCAAAUUCCAGAGAAUGAAGAAACUGUCGAACCAAAAGAAGACUUGCCGUUAACAGAGGAAAGGAAGGAAGAGGAAGAGCUGCCCCUUGAAGUGGAGGAGGUCGAGGAGGGGGAGGAGGAGGACACCACCAGCAGUGACAUCAGGGUGGCCUCUCCGGCAGACAGCAGCAGCCCCGAGACCGAAGCCAAGGAGCCCGAGGCAGGCGAGGAGGAGGAGGAGAAGCCCCGCGUCCCCACGGAGCAGAGGCCGUCAGAGGAGGAGCCCGCGGAGACGGUGCGGCAGGAGCGUGAGGAGGAGGAGGAGGGCACGGCUGCAGAGACCAACCAGAGUGAGGACCACGAUGCGGAUGAUGAAGAUGACGGCCACCUGGAGCCCGCGAAGAAGGAGGAGCCUGAGGAGCCACCGGCUCGGGAGGAUCCCAAGGAGGAGCCUGGCGGCCAGGAGUCUUUUUUAGAUCCUAAUGUGCAGAGCAGUCGGGAGCACACAAAAGACAAGGAGGAGACAGAGCCAGAUUCUGAGGAGGAGCAGACUUCCCAGGAAGCGUCGGUGGUGUCGGAGCAUGUGCCUGGCUCUGAGGACGACCACGAGGAGGACUCACACCCUAAAGAGGAGCUGCUGGGGCUGAAGGAGGAGGAGGAGAUCCCGCACAGCGAGCUGGACCUGGAGACCGUGCAGGCUGUGCAGUCUUUGACUCAGGAGGAGGGCGGCGAGCACGCAGGCGCCUACCAGGACUGCGAGGAGACCCUGGCGGCCUGCCAGACCCUGCAGAGCUACACCCAGGCCGACGAGGACCCGCAGCUGUCCCUGGUGGAGGACUGCCACACUUCAGACCACAACAGCCCGCUGUCUUCUGUCCAGUCCCACCCCAGCCAGUCGGUGCGCUCCGUCAGCAGCCCCAGCGUGCCCGCCCUCGAGGGGGGCUACACCCAGAUCAGCCCCGAGCAGGGAUCCCUGUCCGCGCCGUCUAUGCAGAACAUGGAGACCAGCCCCAUGAUGGAUGUGCCUUCCGUAUCAGACCACUCCCAGCAGGUGGUGGACAGCGGCUUCAGCGACCUGGGCAGCAUCGAGAGCACCACGGAGAACUACGAGAACCCCAGCAGCUACGACUCCACCAUGGGCGGCAGCAUCUGCGGGAACAGCUCCUCCCAGAGCAGCUGCUCCUACGGCGGGCUGUCGUCCUCCAGCAGCCUCACCCAGAGCAGCUGCGUGGUCACCCAGCAGAUGGCCGGCAUGGGCGGCAGCUGCAGCCUGAUGCCCCAGAGCAGCGCCCCGCCCGCCGCCAGCUGCAGCAUCAAGUCCCCGCAGAGCUGCGCCGUGGAGAGGCCUCCCAGCACCCAGCAGCCGCCCCCGCCGCCGCCGCCCCAGCCGCAGCCGCCGCCGCCCCAGCCGCAGCCGCCGGCCCCGCAGCCGCCGCCGCCCCAGCAGCCGCCCCCGCCGCCCCCGCAGCCCCAGCAGCCCCCGGCCCCGCCGCAGCCCCCGCUGUCCCAGUGCAGCAUGAACAACAGCUUCCCCCCCACCCCCAUGAUCAUGGAGAUCCCGGAAUCUGGAGGCACGGGCAACAUCAGCAUCUACGAGAGGAUUCCCGGGGACUUCGGGGCCGGCAGCUACUCCCAGCCGUCGGCCACCUUCAGCCUCGCCAAGUUGCAGCAGCUGACCAACACCAUCAUGGACCCUCACGCCAUGCCUUACAGCCAUUCUCCUGCUGUGACUUCCUAUGCAACCAGCGUUUCUCUGUCCAACACGGGACUGGCUCAGCUGGCUCCAUCCCACCCCUUAGCUGGGACCCCGCAAGCACAAGCCACCAUGACGCCGCCCCCAAACUUGGCCCCCACCACCAUGAACCUCACGUCCCCUCUGCUGCAGUGCAACAUGUCUGCCACCAACAUUGGCAUUGCCCACACUCAGAGGCUGCAAGGGCAGAUGCCGGUCAAGGGGCACAUCUCCAUCCGCUCCAAGUCCGCGCCCCUGCCCUCCGCGGCGGCUCACCAGCAGCAGCUGUAUGGCCGCAGCCCACCCGCGGUCGCCAUGCAGGCUGGCCCUCGCGCAUUGGCUGUUCAGCGUGGCAUGAACAUGGGGGUUAAUUUGAUGCCAACCCCCGCCUAUAAUGUCAAUUCCAUGAAUAUGAACACCUUGAAUGCCAUGAACAGCUAUCGAAUGACACAGCCCAUGAUGAACAGCAGUUACCAUAGUAACCCUGCCUACAUGAACCAGACAGCACAGUAUCCUAUGCAGAUGCAGAUGGGGAUGAUGGGGAGCCAGGCCUACACCCAGCAGCCUAUGCAGCCAAACCCUCAUGGAAACAUGAUGUACACUGGCCCCUCCCAUCACAGCUACAUGAACGCUGCUGGCGUGCCCAAGCAGUCACUCAACGGACCUUACAUGAGAAGAUGAGCACGGCAAACUUGCAGUGAGGAACUUAAAUAUAUAUAAAUAAAGGAACCUUUUAUACUGACAAACCAGAGAAAAAUGGACCUUUUUUCCAGUUAAAAUAUUGCUGUAGAUUUAGAGGAAUUUUUCUUUGGUUUAUUUUAUUUUUUAGAAAACCUGGUCUUCUCUUUUUCGGGGGGUUCAUUUUGUUCUGGGUUUUGGUUUUCUUCACAAUCUUGAACAUUUUACAAUAGAACUCAUCUAAAAAUGGAUUUGGGGAUGGGGAAACAUGCACAAAAAUCUUUUCAUAAUUAAAAAGAGCCUUACUUUCUUUACACACCACAUGGACAGAAUUUGUGUAAAAGUGAAUUAUCUUUAUUUUAUUUUAAGAUGUAUGUUUCCCCUCAGUGUUUGCAGCUCCCAGUGUUGUCAUUUUUAAAUGUUAUAUAUACAUCUCGAGGGUUAGCCAGACCCUUUCCUCCACACCCAGCCUUUCAUUCCCUACUUCAUUCCAGCAGGAGGCACUUACGGGAGACUCGGACGGGGACAUGGAGAACAACCCAAGCUCCUUAAACUUAUUAUUAUUGUUAAUAUUAUUAUUAUUAUUAAUAAAGUGAGGCAGGAAAAUGCUUCUCCUCUUAAAAUCCCCUCCACUCCCUACACAUACACAUAUAUACACACACACACACACACACACACACACCCCUCUUGAAACCUUCCCCCAAGAAUGUUUCUUUAUAGAUGGACUUCAUUGAAACGUUUGUUUUUCUUAAUCAAGUGUAAUAUAAUUUUUUUAAACUACUCCCACUCAACACUCAGAGACACAAAAAUACUGUAAGUCUCAAUUAACAGCAGAAUCUCAGAGGAGAGCUCUUUGCAAUCCUAAUCCAGCCUUGGAGGAAUAGAUGGUCAAUUAACAAUCAAAAAGAGGAAACUAACCUCUUGUUUUUUACCGCCUGGUGAAUCAGCCAUAGUGCUAUUCCACGCAGCCUCUUGUUUUUAGUAUGUACUUUGAGAUGCUAAGGGUCUUGAUUCUUGAGCCUUUGACUCUGAGUAAACUCAAACAGCAGUCCCCAGUGAUUAGCCUCUUACAUUCUCGCAUAAAGGGUUGGUGGAUGACUGCAUGUCAGUGACUCGGGAAAUACCUGACUAACCUUUGACACUGUUUACUUUGUGUUGGAAGAGGUGACGCAGAAUGUGUGUCGUGAGGGAGAUCGUGGUGUGAGUUUUAUAGCUACUUCAGUGAUACAUACCUCUAGUUUUCCUUUGUCUUUUGAGAUCCUGAGUUCCUCCCCUGUGAAUCAGAGUGCACCAGCCCCUCUCCUGUGAGUGGCUGAAGAGAAGAGGGAAAAACCAACCACCAGCAUAGUAGGGCAAAUCUGGACAGCAGGGUUUUAGCAGGCUCCUAUGUUGCUCCCAACUUCGUUCUCUUUUCUCUUGUGCAGCCAGUUCGCCCAUUCUCUUCUUGUUACUUGCUCCAGGGAUAGGUAAAAAAUAUAUAUACAUAUAUACGUAUAUAUAUAUACACACGUAUAUAUACAUAUAUAUGUUCCAUCAUUGGAAGAUGGACACUAUUAUACCACUUGGUAUGUGCAGUCAAAUAUCCAAAAGGGGGAAGUACUGCUUAAAGAAAUACCUGUAAGCAUUAAAUUCUCUCCUUUAUUUGUACAUUUUAUAUAGAUAAAUUUUUGAAGUACCAAUUAGGCAUUAAAUUUUUUCAAAUGCACAGGUUUGUUGGGUUUUUUUAUACACUUUAAUUGACUUUCUCAAUUAAACGUGUUAGGUAGAAAAAGGCAGAAUUCCACAUCUUACCGCUAUCGAUUCUGAGCAUGUGCAAGGCUGUGUAGGACCCAGUUUCUCUGUAUAUACUGUUCCAGUUCCCAGUCCUCUGUGUAGAACGUGCACUGUGCUGCCCUCUGCCUACUCUUCAGCGCUGUCAUUGCUUCCUGG